Messenger RNA from Pimephales promelas (fathead minnow), 4533 nucleotides. The record is from RefSeq and is a predicted model, not a curated record. NCBI's taxonomy places the organism in Eukaryota, Metazoa, Chordata, Actinopteri, Cypriniformes, Leuciscidae.
UAGUUCCAACUUCCUGUUAUCGUUUUGUCCCAGUCUGUCAGAUGAUGAAGGCAUCCUUACACCCGUAGUUCACUGCGAAUACAAGUUUUAAACUUUAAACGUCUACCCUGCCUUUGCACAAUGUCAUCCAACAGUGGUAUUCAAAUACCCAGCCGGCUGCCUCUGCUGUGUACUCAUGAUGGAGUGCUGUUACCCGGCUCGACCAUGAGAAUCAGCGUCGACACGGCGAGAAACAUGCAGUUGGUGAAGAGCAGACUGCUGAAGGGGACCUCGCUGAAGAGCACCAUCAUAGGGAUUGUUCCAAACACUAGAGACCCCGAGCACGACAGCGAUGAGCUCCCGUCCUUGCACAGUAUUGGCACAGCAGGACUGGCAGUACAGGUCGUAGGCAGCAACUGGCCAAAACCGCACUACACACUGCUCAUUACGGGCCUGUGUCGCUUUCGUGUGACCCAGCUGCUUAGAGAGAGACCUUUCCCGAUGGCAGAGGUGGAACAGCUAGACAAACUGGAGCAGUACACAGAGGGAGAUCCGGCUGUUGGAGAGCUUGGAGAGCUGGCACAGAGGUUCCAUCAGGCCGCUGUACAGCUGGUUGGGAUGUUGGACAUGUCUGUGCCUGUGGUGGCUAAACUCCGGCGUCUGUUGGACAGUCUGCCUAGAGAAACCCUACCGGAUGUCCUGGCCUCCAUGAUCCGCACUUCCAACAAAGAGAAACUGCAGGUGCUGGAUGCAAUAGACUUGGAGGAACGGUUUAAGAAGGCCCUUCCUCUGCUCACCAGACAAAUUGAAGGGCUCAAGUUACUGCAAAAGACACGCAAACUCAGACCUGAUGAUGACAAAAGGGUGCUGGCCAUCCGUAAAGGUGGUGUGUUCCCAGGUCGUCAGUUCUCGCUGGAUGAGGAGGAUGAAGAUGGAGAUGACAAUGUUUUGCUGGAGAAGAAGGUGAAGGGAGCAGCUAUGCCAGAAGCUGCACUGCGCGUGUGUCUCAAGGAGCUCAGGCGUUUAAAGAAGAUGCCACAGUCCAUGCCAGAGUAUGCCCUCACCCGGAACUAUCUGGAGAUGAUGGUAGAGCUGCCCUGGAGCAAGAGCACUACAGAUUGCCUGGACAUCCGUGCAGCGCGGGUGCUCUUGGAUAAUGAUCACUAUGCCAUGGAGAAGCUGAAGAGGAGGGUGCUGGAGUAUCUGGCUGUGCGGCAGCUCAAGAAUACCCUCAAGGGUCCCAUACUGUGUUUUGUAGGACCCCCCGGUGUGGGAAAGACCAGCGUUGGGCGUUCCAUCGCUCGCACACUGGGUCGAGAGUUCCACCGCAUCGCCUUGGGGGGAGUCUGUGAUCAGUCUGACAUCCGUGGCCACAGACGCACAUACGUAGGUAGCAUGCCUGGCCGCAUUAUAAAUGGACUGAAGACUGCUGGGGUAAACAAUCCUGUCUUUUUAUUGGAUGAGGUGGACAAACUUGGGAAGAGCCUACAGGGAGAUCCUGCUGCCGCCCUGCUGGAGGUUCUGGACCCGGAGCAGAACCACAGCUUCACCGACCAUUACCUCAACGUGCCGUUUGACCUCUCGCAGGUCCUCUUCAUUGCCACCGCAAACACCAUGGCCACCAUCCCCCCUGCCUUGCUGGACAGAAUGGAGGUCCUCCAGGUGCCAGGGUACAUCCAGGAGGAGAAGGUAGAAAUCGCCCAUCGGCACCUGAUCCCUCAUCAGCUGGAGCAGCAUGGGCUGACCCCACAACAGCUCCAGAUCCCACAGGACACCACACACGAGAUCAUCAGCAAGUACACACGGGAGGCAGGCGUGCGCUCUUUGGAGAGGAAGAUCGGAGCCAUCUGUCGAGCGGUGGCUGUGAAGGUCGCUGAAGGUCAUAAGGUCUCUAGAGCAGAGUCCCCCACGGAACAGCUUGCAGACCAGAAUACAGAGAACAAGGUGGAGGAUUCUGAGAUAGCGGCACCUCCAGAGAUGCCAAUCGUUAUUGACCACAUUGCACUUAAGGAUAUUCUUGGACCGCCACUCUUUGAAAUGGAGGUCUCAGAGCGACUGACCCUACCAGGUGUGGCAAUCGGGCUAGCCUGGACUCCUAUGGGUGGAGAGAUCAUGUUUGUGGAGGCCAGUCGUAUGGAAGGAGAAGGUCAGCUGACCCUGACGGGGCAGCUGGGGGAUGUCAUGAAGGAAUCUGCCCAUCUAGCGAUCAGCUGGCUCCGCAGCAAUGCCAAGACUUACUUCCUCUCCAAUGGCAGCGCUGAUCCCCUGGAGGGUACCGAUAUCCACUUGCACUUUCCGGCAGGGGCCGUCACUAAGGACGGACCCUCUGCUGGUGUUACCAUAGUAACGUGCCUGGCCUCACUGUUGAGUGGGCGUCUGGUGCGCUCUGAUGUGGCCAUGACAGGAGAGAUCACUCUGAGAGGACUGGUUCUGCCGGUAGGAGGAAUAAAGGAUAAAGUCUUGGCAGCUCACCGGGCCAAUCUGAAACGCGUUAUUAUCCCCAAGCGCAACGAGAAAGAUUUGGAGGAGAUCCCAGCCCAUGUGCGAACUGAUCUGGAUUUUGUUUUCGCCAGCACUCUGGAUGAAGUCCUGAAUGCGGCCUUUGAUGGCGGCUUUCCCUCAGCUGUCAGUCAUCCACAAGUUGUUAGUAAACUCUGAGACUGUUGUUGCUAGAUAUGAAUACUUUUUUUUCCUCUUAGAGAAAGUUGAACACUCUGCACUUAGUUUGUCAUCAUUGUGCACUUAUAAGCUUUAGGCGCUUGUACUCUAAUUCAUUGAUUUAAUAACCUCUAAUUUAAUAAUAGAGCGGGUAUAAAGAAUAAAAUGAAUAAGAGAGUGGGUAUAAUUUUGUUCCUAUAGAACUUACAACAAAAUUUGUCUGACAAUUUAUACUGUAGAUAAUUAUACUAAUCCAGCUUUAUUUUGAUUUUUUUGAAAGUUGCGAUUUAACAAACAUAUUUAGUUAUCCUCAUGAAAUAAAUGAAUGAAUAUCAAAGUUCUUUGAUAUGAAGGCUGGAAUAUUUUAAUUUUGCAUGGUGACAACUAAGUACAAUUUAAAGGAAUUUUAAAUUUAGGUUAGCAUCAAAUAAUUGCCUGAAAACUCAUUGUGUCUGUACAGGAAAUGUUCCUAGAAUUGGUUGCUCCUUCAAACCAUCAAUCUUUCUUUUUUAUGAAUUUACAGUCACCAUUGCAGCAAUGAUCAUUCAAUAGCAUAAUGGUAAAAUAGUCUGACCGUUUAUGUUUAGUUAGAUCAGCAUUUUUAAAUGCACCACUAGCUGUAUUCACAAAACAUUUUACCACUAAGAGUUCUCCUAAAUAAGCAGUAAGGGAAGUUCUUAGUUAAGAGUUUCCUCUGUAAACCUAUUCGCAAAAAUAGUCUACCUAAAGCUUCGGUGACCAAUUUUUGCUAAGAAACAGAGAGAAAUCUUAAGCUUCUCCAGCUGGAGAAAGGGUGGCACUGACCUCAUUGCUAUGGAUGAUGUCAACACACUAACUAUGCCCACAGUGAUUGGCUGAUAGGGGAGCGAUCUCUGCCAGUGGUUUAAUCACAGAAAUAUUGCAGAACGAGUUAUGUUGCAAUAUUCAAAUAUAGAAUUUUUUUUCAAAUGGUCUAUCCAAUCAGUUCGAGAGGAGGUAUGUAUAUAUAUAUAUAUAAAUGGGGGGCUUUGGGUUUGGGCUAAAUUCCGAGCUCAAAGCCCUCAAUGCGUUUAUUUUACUCUGCUCGAUCACUUGAAGUAUGAACUUGAACUGCCACAUCGAAUAUUAUUUUCUUUUAAAGAUUUGUUUUUGGCUUUUUGCCUUUUUAUGAUAGUACAAUGAGUAGACAGGAAGCGAAGGCGGCAUAGGAGUCUGAACUCGAACUCGGGUCACCUGAGGUGCCCACAAGGCUAUUGGAGCCGACAAUAGGACAUUAUUUUCAACUUGACCGGAAUGUUUUAUUCUCUCUAUUGUUUGUAACUAAGCCAAAACAAAUGGGUCUAACUAAAAUUAGGACUGAGACCCCUGUUAUUUUUAAGAGUUUCUCCUGAAUCAAGUUAAGAGCUACUUUUAGCCUUAAAGUUUUACCUUAAAAUGUUUUCAAAAUCGUUUGAGUGGUUCAAGUCGUGACAUGGUGAAAUGCUCUUAUGCCACCGCUUUGUGGUCCUUUAUCUGAUAUAACCACGCUAUGCAAGGUUGCCACAUCGGUUCGCGCUUCUGUAGUCCGAAUGAGACAAGUAAACUACAAAUUUGACUUGCUUUACGGUAAGCGCUACAAUUGCCGAUAGGUGGAGCCUACUCGACAGUAGACUGCAACUACAUGUAAGAUACCUAGCAGCCACUUGGCUUUUGAAUUGUCAUCAUGAUUCAAAAGCUGGUGCUGGAUAAACAGCGAGCGUGCGACAGUAGGAUGUGUUAGGCUACAUUUUUUAUGACAGCAGUAAAGGACAAUUCACUGAGGAAAAGUUACGUGGUGUUGCUUUAAGAUGUUUUGUGAAUAUGGCCCAAAUUAACAAAUAUGAUUUCAUAGCUUUCCAUCAUUUUACAUUUAUAAUUAACAAAAAAAAAAAAAAAAAA